Molecule: messenger RNA, 819 nt
Organism: Nicotiana attenuata
Lineage: Eukaryota; Viridiplantae; Streptophyta; Magnoliopsida; Solanales; Solanaceae
Product: craniofacial development protein 2-like
Exons: 2
Coding region: 1-819 (272 amino acids)
Biological process (GO): chromatin remodeling
Cellular component (GO): nucleus
Molecular function (GO): catalytic activity
Source: RefSeq, a predicted model, not a curated record
AUGUCCUCGAGGGGUGCCGGGGGUGAGAAAGGGGGUGGGAGGGGGUCAGGUGUUGGGACGAGAGGAAAGGAGGGUAAGGGGAAAGAGGGAGCUUGUAGAUUGAGGAUCGGGUCGUGGAACAUAGGCACGCUGACGGGUAAGUCUAUUGAGUUGGCAAAGAUUCUCCAGAAGAGAAAGGUUAAUAUAGCUUGUGUCCAGGAGACUAGGUGGGCAGGGUCGAAGGCGAGAAAUGCGGACGGGUAUAAGUUGUGGUACUCUGGAGUCGUGAAGGGUAAGAAUGGAGUGGGUAUCUUGGUGGAUAGGGAUCUUAGAGAGUCUCUGGUUGAGGUUAGGCGAGCAAAUGAUAGGCUAAUGUUUAUUAAGUUGGUGACUGGUGAGUUCACCCUCAAUGUAGUUAGCGUUUACGCGCCACAAGCGGGCUUGGAUGAGGAGGUUAAGUGGCGCUUUUGGGAGGGCUUGGACGAGAUUGUGCGUAGUAUUCCACCUACUGAAAGUUAUGGCGAGGUGCAUGGUGGUUUUGGCCUUGGGGAUAGGAACGGAGGAGGUACUUCGCUGUUAGACUCCGCUAAGGCUUUCAAGCUGGUGACUGCGAACUCGACUUUUCCGAAGAGGGAGGAGCAUCUGGUUACUUUUCGAAGUUCGGCGGUGAAGACUCAGAUCGAUUACCUUCUCCUCAGAAGGUGUGAUAGAGGGUUGUGCAAGGAUUGCAAGGUUAUCCCGGGAGAGACCCUCGCGACUCAGCAUAGGCUCUUAGUGAUGGACAUCGGCAUUAUGAUGAAGAGGAAGAAGAGGUAUGCUCGUGGCCGACCGAGGAUUUGA